Jatropha curcas is the source of this 1025-nucleotide messenger RNA. RefSeq names its product Thioredoxin superfamily protein (gene ATHM3). The record is from RefSeq and is a predicted model, not a curated record. Gene Ontology annotation, biological process: translation. Lineage: Eukaryota; Viridiplantae; Streptophyta; Magnoliopsida; Malpighiales; Euphorbiaceae. Gene Ontology annotation, molecular function: RNA binding; structural constituent of ribosome; protein-disulfide reductase activity. Gene Ontology annotation, cellular component: small ribosomal subunit; cytoplasm.
AAUCAUAAUAAACGUGCUCCCCUUUCUGUUUCCUUGUGCUCUCUCUCUCUCUCUCUCUCUCUCUCUCUCUAUACAGCAUUUCUCUUUCUCCUCACUAAACCCUCACUCUCCAAUGGCUUCUUCUUCUACAGCACUUUGUUCUCCUCAUCCUCUCUCUUCUCCACGCGCCGCCUCACACGCCUUCCGUCACUCUACUGUUCUCCCAUUCCUCUCCAGCUUCCACUUCAAAAAACGCUCAAAUCUGACUGUCAACCACGAGCCGCCUCCUUCUCCUUGCAAGGUUCUCUGCUCUCGCAAUCCUCGGGGAAAGAAAAAAUCAGCGAAAUCUGAUCCAAUUUAUCAUAAUCGAUUAGUUAAUUUAUUCGUUAAUCGAAUACUCAAAAACGGAAAGAAAUCAUUGGCGUUUUAUAUUAUGUAUAGAGCAUUGAAAAUGAUUCAGAUGAAGACCAAAUCCAAUCCAUUGAUUAUUUUGCGUCAAGCGACACUUAAAGUAACACCUGAUGUAGCUGUAAAAGCAACUCGUGUUGGUGGAUCGACCUAUCAAGUUCCGAUUGAGUUAGGGUCGUUGCAAGCCAGAGCAAUUGCCAUUCGGUGGUUGUUGGAGGCUGCGCGUGAACGUCAUGGCCCAGAUAUGGCUUUCAAAUUAUGUUGUGAGUUGAUGGAAGCAGCGGCAGGGAAUGGAAAUGCAUUUAGAAAAAAGGAAACGACUCACAAAAUGGCAGAAUCGAAUAGAGCUUUUGUGCAUUUUCGUCAGUUCAUGUAGUAUGGAGAGGAGAAGGAAUUAGAAAUUAGUAGUCAAAGUUUUGGGAAGGGUUAUAGUUGAAUGGUUAUAUAAUAUAGAUACAUGGUCUUUUUGAUUGUAGUGUUCUUAUGUUUAUUUUUCUAACAUUAAUUUUAACAAUUUGUUAGCCUUUUGGUGUUGCUUGAAGAUUGAGUGUCUUUUAAUGGAGAAUUUUGAUUUGUUUGUUUGUUGUUCUAGUUUGUAAACUAGCUUUAUGUGAAAUGAUUGGCCUAUAUUUUUUUUA